Molecule: messenger RNA, 375 nt
Organism: Entrophospora sp. SA101
Lineage: Eukaryota; Fungi; Glomeromycota; Glomeromycetes; Entrophosporales; Entrophosporaceae
Source: the annotation of a GenBank genome assembly
AUGUCUCAGCCAGAUCAGAUUCAACCGCCUAGGCCCAAUGAACUUAACGACCUUUUCGAUACACUUCUGGAUGAAAAUGUACAUAUUGAUAAUUAUGUUCGAAAUUCCCACACUUCGGCUUGGAAUCAGAGGGAUAUUUUAAACAAGAUUAUUACGGUUAAUGAUUCUGCACUUCGACUAAAAGAAAUUGCUGACUGGGAAAAUGACGAAGCGCAAACCCAGUAUCAGCAAUAUGAAAAAUUGCUAUAUGAGGUACUCAACUCCAGGUUAAAAUUAAUUGAACUCAAUAAAAAAUUGCGACUUCAUAGAAAUAAACCUGAAGACUUUUAUAAGAAGGUUGUCAAUACUGAUAUAGAAAAGGCGAAGAUAGAUUAG